This is a messenger RNA of Acanthochromis polyacanthus (spiny chromis), 2137 nucleotides long. Its product is annotated as cytosolic phospholipase A2 gamma-like. The transcript is spliced from 14 exons. Gene Ontology annotation, biological process: glycerophospholipid catabolic process. The record is from RefSeq and is a predicted model, not a curated record. Gene Ontology annotation, cellular component: nuclear envelope; cytosol; nucleoplasm. Bases 109 to 1839 code for a protein of 576 amino acids. NCBI's taxonomy places the organism in Eukaryota, Metazoa, Chordata, Actinopteri, Pomacentridae. Gene Ontology annotation, molecular function: calcium-dependent phospholipid binding; calcium ion binding.
GCACAGUUUCUGAUCAGACAAAUGCAACUGCAGCGAAGCAGUCCUCUCUGAGUUGUAGAUUUACUUAAGGUGUUGGUCAGUCAUUCAAGAUUAUAUCAACUUCCAAACAUGAUAGCAGGAAAUGCAGGUUUCCUGGUUGUGGGGGUUUGCCUUUGGCUCAUCAUUUCAGCAGGUCUGGCAGAAGAAGGAGACGACAUGGAGAGAAAUGCAACUGUUUCUGAGAAAGUCGUCCGUCAGUCCCAGUCGCUGUGUGACGGCGAGCGGGAGUUUGUUCAGAAGAGGAAACAAAUAGUUCUGGAGACUCUAAACAGUUUGGAAAUCAACUGUACUGAGAACUCGGUUCCCCACAUCGCCCUGCUGGGGUCAGGUGGAGGUCAGAGGGCCACUGUGGCUAUGGUGGGUUCCCUCUAUCAGCUGGAGAAGGACAAUCUGCUGGACACCCUGCUGUACCUGGCGGGAGUUUCUGGCUCAACAUGGGCCAUGGCCUCAGUGUACAGUGAGCCACACUGGAGCUCCAACAUGGACGGAGCCGUUUCCAAGCUGUCGAAUGAUAGGCUGGAGAUGGAUGAGGCCCUGGCCUGGUUGAACGAGAGGGAGAAAGAUGAAUACUUCUCUCUCACUGAUCUCUGGGCAGUCUUAACCUCUGUUGGCAUCAUGAAGCAGGACAUGCGACAUUUGUCAGAUGAGGCCGACAGGAAUGCCACCAACCCUUACCCCAUCUAUUCUGCCAUAGAGAAGCAGUGCUUCUCAGAUGGGCCCACAGAAGGGAAAUGGUUCGAGAUAAGCCCUCAUGAAGCCGGAUUCCCAGCGUUGGGUCUCUUUGUUGAAACGUCUCUCCUGGGCAGCAAGUUUCAGAGUGGAGAGCUGCUGGAGAAGAAGCCAGAGAUGGACAUGGUCAAACUGCAAGGUGUGUUAGGAUCUGCGAUGGCUGAUGAGAAGAUUGCCACAGAUAACAUCCCUUCCUGGCUGAUUGUGGAUGAGGAGAGUUCUUCUCAGAAGUACUGGCGUGCCAUCAAGAUCUUUUAUAAACUUUCCGGCCUGAUGGGACACAUCUCUAAAGAACCUGCUGCUCAACCUGACUGGACCACGUUGUGGAAAAUAUUCAACGGCAUGGUGCAUAAUAAUCAGUCUGCAAGGUUGCCCUCGAACACUUCAGAGGAAAGGCAGGAAGUUUUACAGCCACUGGGCCUGCAGCUGCUGCAGGCAGCAAAAACCUGGUGUGAAACUCUUCAGGAUGAAACUUUAAAAAGACAAGUUUCUGCCAUUUUAAAACAUGUCGAUCCUCUGAUUCAUAAAUGGGAGUGGGGAACAACCACAAACUUCCUCUAUCAAUACCAAGAUCCCUCUAUUCCACCUUGCCUCCAGAGUAAUGAGACUAUCCACCUGAUAGACGCUGGAUCACUGAUCAACGUGCCCUAUCCUUCAUUUCUGGGAGACAAGAGAGACAUCGACCUCAUCAUUGCACCAGAGUACAGCGCUGGAAACAUGUUUGAGACUCUGACUCUUGCAAGAAAUUAUUCAGCCGAAUUGAUGAAGCCUUUCCCAGAGAUAGACGACGAAAUCCUGAAGGACAGAGACUUCCCGAAGGACUGCUAUGUGUUGGAGGGAGGAGAAACGGCGCCCACGAUCAUCUACAUGCCGCUGUUCAACCAACAGAACUGCAAAGAUGCUGAAGAGUUCAAAGCGAAGAUGGACGAGUACAACACCUUCCAGCUGCCCUACACCCAGGAGAAGAUCGACUUUGUGCUGGAGACGGCAAAAGCCAACAUGAAAAACAACAGAGAGACGCUGCUGAGGGAGAUAAAGAAGGCCGUUCUCCGCAGAGAGAAAAAGGAAUAAGGGAAUCCUACAUGGGGGCAGAAGCUUACUUCUUGCUUGACAGGUUUGCUGUGAUUCAGCAUCUGUGGUUUCCUAAUGAUCAAAAGGCAGAUGCUGUCCUGGCUUUACGUUAUUGCUCUCCGCUACAAAGGAGGCAGAGAAAACACAACUUAUACACAGUUAUAGAAUGAAUAUACAAGCAUGUCUGCUGGAAAUCUGGUGGUUGGGUUUUAGUGGAACUUUUACUUUAAAUAUAAAUGUGACACUUUUGUUCUAUUGCAUGGUGAAUAACUGCACUAUUAAAAGUAUCUGGACACCC